Molecule: messenger RNA, 1334 nt
Organism: Anthonomus grandis grandis
Lineage: Eukaryota; Metazoa; Arthropoda; Insecta; Coleoptera; Curculionidae
Product: SUN domain-containing protein 1-like
Exons: 7
Coding region: 237-1280 (347 amino acids)
Biological process (GO): nuclear envelope organization
Cellular component (GO): nuclear envelope; meiotic nuclear membrane microtubule tethering complex
Molecular function (GO): protein-membrane adaptor activity
Source: RefSeq, a predicted model, not a curated record
AAAACAACCUAAAAAAACGCACUUCAGUUUUAAAUUAUUAUCAUUAGCUAUAUUUUUAUGUUUUGUGAUCAUUAUAGUGGCUGAUAGUUAAUCACUCCUUCAAAUAAAUUCAAUUAUAUCUUGUCUAAACAAAUUUAACUUGCUUACCCACAAAAUAACACUAAAAACCUAUAAAACUAUAUUUGUGUUCUGUGCUAAAAACUAUUAAAAAGGUAAGCAAAGUGGUGAAAAAGAGUAUGUCCAUGUACGGGGAUCCUUCUUUGGCGGACCUGCUGCCUGCUUACUAUUGUAACAAUAUCAUUCCUAAUAGGAGAGGACAAGAGUCCAGCAGUAUAUGUAGAACCAUUUGUACUCAUCUACUAACACUGAUCCUUGCUAUAGGGAUAUGUUCAGGAGGAUAUCAUUACUAUCAAAACAUUUAUCCUUCAUUAAAUAGACAAACAUUCCCGAACAUUCAAAAUCCGAUAGCAGAUAAUUAUCCCGCCUAUGAUGCUAAUAAAGUGGAAGAAUCUGGCGUUAGUUUAGUGGUGGAAAACUUGAAUAAGGACAUGGAGAAUUUUAGGAACGAGUUAUUGGCCUUGAAGAGUUGGAGAUCCACGAUAAAUACAUACCUGACAAAAUUACAAUGGGAAGAGGACAUAAAAAUAAGCAAUGCGAUCGAAGAGGCUCUGGAGAUGCACGAUGCGGACGGAAUCGGCCUUAUGGACUAUGCAGCCUCUUAUGCAGGAGGAACGAUUUUAGAAAUUUCCAAAGACACCAGACCGCAUCCGACCCAUAGACCGCUCUCGUUUUUUAAAAUAGUGAACGUCGACUUGUUGAGUAGCCCGGAAGAGGUUAUUAGACCGUGCGUGUUGCCCGGAAGCUGUUUCGCUUUUAAAAGUGAAACUGCUUCCAUUAGAAUCCGCCUUGGUAAACCAAUAGUUAUCGGAGGUGUAACCUUAAGUCAUGCCUCAAGGUACUUGAUUGGUACCGAAGGCAUGUUAAGUGCCCCAAAAGAUUUUGAGGUUUAUGCUUAUGAGGAUCGGUUUGACAAUAUCGGAGUGUACCUAGGGAAGUUUACCUACGACGUAAUGGGGAAACAGCAUCAAACCUUCAAAGUGAAAUCUAAGAAUGACGUUUUUGAGGAAGUCGAACUGGUUAUUCUCAGUAAUUACGGUAAACCCGAGUAUACGUGUGUGUAUAGGUUUAGGGUUCAUAAGAAAGAUAAAGGGACUGGUAGUGAUAAGGGCUCCUCCACCCGUGAAGAAACCACUAAAAAACGAGUUAAAAAAUGUUGUUGAUUUAACAAGUUAUUCAAGUUUUGGUUCAUAUAUUAAAUAACGUGUUUAACUAGG